AAUAAGAGGAACGUAGAGAGGGAGAGAUGGUGAAAGGAAGUAAGUAUGGAAAAGGGGUAAGAGAAGGGUUUGAGUGAGACAGACGAUGACAUUGUUGGUUGCAGCUGUUCUGUUGUUACAUGAAAACUAGAAAAAAAAUAUAUAUUAAAAGAAGAAAGAAAAGAAAAGAGUAAUUGGGAGGGGGAGAGGGAGCUGUCGCAGGGGCAGUCGUCGGCGAUCCGCAGCUCGACAACUUAUAUAAAACCAAGCUAAAACCCAGACCCCCGAUGCAAAAGACAGGCAAAAACAAAAGAACCCCAAAAUUUCUUUUCAUUUCUUCUUCUUCCACUUCUGCAUGCCCCUUUGAAACGUGGCGCUGCUUCCUCCUUUUUCGUUUCCUCGUCGACUCUUUCCUUCGUUCUCCUAUUUCUUUCUCUCUUGUUUUUUUUUUUUUUGCUUGAUUCAUUCGCUCAUUGUGGUUUAUUGAAGCGGACGACCGACAUUUGUCCUAAGCUUCCGCUUUCGAUCAGUCACCUCGCUUCCUUUCAGUCUCCAAGUUUGUUAUGAGGGCAAUAUAAAAGCUUUGAUUGUCUAUGAAGACAUUUGAAUCGUGGGAUGCGCUUGUCAAGAAAAGGAAUGCUUUAUCUGAAGGGGGAAACUGCGGAUUUAAAAUGAAGCAGCUUCCAUUUAUGGGAGUUAUUUGUGCAGUUAUGUUGUUCAUUGUGUAUAGAACCACAAAUUAUCAAUACCAUGAGACAGAGAUGGAAUCAAAGUUGCACCCUUUUGAAACAGUAAAGGAUUAUCGAUUGCCUUCUGGGAAAUUAAAAAGUUUGCCUCGUGGCAUCAUGCAUGCUCAUUCAGAUUUGGAACUAAGGCCUCUAUGGUCAAGGAGCAGUUUGCGGUCAAAGGUUAAUGUUACCAUGAAUAAGAACUUGCUGGCAAUGCCUGUUGGUAUCAAGCAAAAAGAAAAUGUUGAUGAUAUUGUGCAAAAGUUUCUUGCAGAGAAUUUUACCAUUAUUUUAUUCCAUUACGAUGGUCAUGUGGAUGGAUGGUUGGAUCUUGAGUGGGGUGACAAAGCUGUUCACAUAGUAGCUCAUAACCAAACAAAGUGGUGGUUUGCAAAGCGCUUUCUACAUCCAGAUGUUGUGUCUAUUUAUGACUACAUAUUCCUCUGGGAUGAAGAUUUGGGAGUGCAGCAUUUUGAUCCAGGAAGGUACCUAGAAAUUGUGAAAGCAGAAGGUUUGGAGAUUUCUCAGCCAGCUUUAGACCCAAAUUCAACAGAAAUACACCACAGAAUCACUAUCCGCGCAAGAAUGAAGAAGUUUCAUAGGAGAGUCUAUGACCUCAGAGGUAAAACAAAGUGUACGAGUGCAAGUGAGGGGCCACCAUGCACUGGUUUUGUGGAGGGAAUGGCUCCUGUGUUUUCAAGAUCGGCCUGGUAUUGUGCAUGGCAUCUCAUACAGAAUGAUCUUGUUCAUGGAUGGGGAAUGGAUAUGAAACUUGGAUAUUGUGCACAGGGUGAUCGCUCAAAGAAGGUGGGUGUGAUUGAUAGUGAGUACAUUGUUCAUAAGGGUAUUCAAAGUUUGGGUGGGAGUGGGCAUUCCACAAUGACGACAACAAUAAAGAGUCCUGGGGCUUCAGGUUUUGAUCUACGAACUGAGAUUCGGAGGCAAUCCACUUGGGAGCUUCAAGUUUUUAAAGACCGGUGGAAUCAAGCUGUAGAAGAGGACAAGAGCUGGGUGGAUCCAUUUGUAAGAUAUCAAAGGCGCAGAAAACAUAAACGUCACCAAACUUAAAAAGUUUUUUAACUCAUGACUUAACCAAGCAGCUGGUUGGAUACGUUAGAUUGGCUUCUUCACACAGAUACAGCAGUCUCUCAUCUAUACUUGUAUUUUAGUUCCUCUAGGCUUUGGUGAAUGCUCAUAAUUAUUUCAUUAUUUGAAAUCCUCAUCAUUUUGUUCCCUUCCUUCGGAUUUUGUCUAAUAUAUUUAGCAAUACAAGUCUUCGUUUUCCCUUUUUGUCUUGCUAA
This is a messenger RNA of Theobroma cacao (cacao), 2008 nucleotides long. RefSeq lists its product as uncharacterized. The record is from RefSeq and is a predicted model, not a curated record. Lineage: Eukaryota; Viridiplantae; Streptophyta; Magnoliopsida; Malvales; Malvaceae.